AUGGAGGAGCUUUUAAGUGAUAUUAAUAGUUAUAAUAGAUCAUUUAAAAAACAAAGAAUUGAUUUUUUAUUAAAUGAUAAUAAUGAUAUUGGCGAUGACGACGAUAAUUCAAAUUGGGUUUUUAACAAUAAUAAAAAUUUGAAUAAAUCUAACGACCUUCGUAAUCAAAUUAACAUUAAUAGUUAUAAUAAUAAUAAUAAUAAUAAUUUUAAUAAUCAACAUCCAAUUUAUACAUAUAACCAUCAUCAAUAUCAUCAUAAUCAUCAUCAUCAUAAUCAUAAUCAACAACAUCAUCAUCAUCAUCAUAAUUAUCAUCAUAAUAACCACCAUAUUGAUGAAAUUGAUAAUAAUAAUAAUAAUUUACAACAAAUUCCUCAAUCACCAGAAAUUCAACAACAACAUCAAUUACAACAUUCAUAUAGUCCUCCAUUAUAUCAUUAUCAGAAUGUUUAUUAUCAUAAACAACAUUCACCACCACCUCUACCUCUUCCACAAUCACUUCAACCAUUAAGUUCACCUCAACUUGUAAACAAUUCACAAUUUUCACCACCACUACACUCCAAAUCUAAUCAACCACAAAUUCAAAAUAUUAUUCAACCAAAAACUCAAUACAAUCAACAAUCGAUUUCAAUAAAUAAUUUAAAUAAUAAUAAUAAUAAUAAUAAUAAUAAUAAUGAAAUUAUUAAUAGUAAUUUCAAAAAUAUGAAUGCCAAUUACAACCAAAAUAUUAAUAAAAAUAAUCACCAAAAUAAUAAUAAUAAUAAUAAUACUAAUAACAAUAAUAAUAAUAAUAAUAAUAAUAAUUUUAACAAUACAAUUAAUAAUGAUUUUUCAAAUAAUCAAAAUAUAAAUACCAUUAAUAAUAACAAUAAUAACAGUAGUAAUAAUACACCAAAUCCAAACCCAAAUCCAAAUCCAAAUCCAAUUAAUAAUAAAAAUAAUAAUCAAUCAGUUCCUGAAAUUUCCAACUUUAAAGUUGAAGAUAUUUGUAAAUUAACAUUUCCAGAAAUUUGUUCCGAAAUUAGAAGAUUAGGAGGUACAUUACCAUCCAAUAUCUCAAUGAAAGAUGCAAAAAUUGUCUUAGAGUCAAUAAUUACCAGAAGUACUUUAAAUAAAAAUGGUGAAAUUAAAUUAGCUUCUUCUGGUUUUAAUAACCUUGUAAAUAAUAAUAAAAAUAAUAAAAUAAACCAUAAUAGUAAUAGUAACAAUAUUAAUAAUAACAAUAAUAAUAUUGUUAAUAAUAGUAAUCAUAGUGAUAAUGAUAAUAAUAGUAAUAGUGAUAAUUCAACACCAACAUCUCCAACACCAACGUCACCAAAUUCCCAAACAUCAAAUGUAGUAAAUGAAUUACCAAAUUGUGCAUAUUGUAAUAGAGUUGCCAGUUGGAAACAUGAUAAAAAACGUUACUACUGUCGUAAUUGUAAUAAAGCAUUCAUACCAAUCGAAAAUAGAAUAUAUAAACGAGCUACCGAUAGUGAAUUCAAUAUCGCCCAAAUGAAUUCAAAUAGAGCCCACAAUCAAACAAAUAAUAAUGGUAAUAAUCACACCCUUUUAAAUAUUCAUAAUAAUAAUAAUAAUAGUAAUAAUAAUAAUAAUAAUAAUAAUAAUAAUAAUAAUAAUAAUAAUAAUAAUAAUAAUAAUAAUAAUAAUAAUAAUAACAAUAUUAAUAAUAAUAAUAAUAAUAAUAAUAAUAUUAUUAAUAAUAAUAUUAAUAAUAAUACUACUAAUAAUAAUAAUUAUUCACAAAAUACCAUUAUUACAAAUCAAAAUAACCAAAAUUGUUUAAAUAAUCAAUCUGACUCAUUACAACAAAUACCAAAUUGUACUAGAUGUGGGUUGGCACCUGCAUGGAAACAUGAUAAAUUUCGUUGGUGGUGUAAGACUUGUUCACGUGCUUACACACCAAAUGUCGUUAGAACAGGUUAUACUUUAAAUAAAGUUUAA
Messenger RNA from Dictyostelium discoideum AX4, 1944 nucleotides. RefSeq lists its product as hypothetical. Bases 1 to 1944 code for a protein of 647 amino acids. The transcript has a single exon. NCBI's taxonomy places the organism in Eukaryota, Evosea, Eumycetozoa, Dictyosteliales, Dictyosteliaceae. The record is from RefSeq and is a predicted model, not a curated record.